Molecule: messenger RNA, 2477 nt
Organism: Pan troglodytes (chimpanzee)
Lineage: Eukaryota; Metazoa; Chordata; Mammalia; Primates; Hominidae
Gene: GREP1
Product: glycine rich extracellular protein 1
Exons: 27
Coding region: 934-2133 (399 amino acids)
Source: RefSeq, a predicted model, not a curated record
CAGGGUGCAGGGGCUAGGGGUUGAGUCACUGCUGUCCCCAGCCAGCCUGGUGGGGUCUGCAGGCUCAUUGGGGCGUGAUGCCUGUUGUCCAGACCCCCAUGCCCAGUGCCUCCCUGCCAGGCCCCCAGCACAGGGCCCCAGCUCCAAGUCCAUCCACCCAGCCCCAGGCAUGGAGAGCUACUCGCAGCCCCCCACGUCCUCUCCUCAGCCUCUCCUGCGGUCCUGCCCCCCAACACUGUGUGGUGGCUCCCCUAGUCUGUGACCCAAAGUUAGAGUCACUGCUGGGGCAGGAGACGAGGCAGAGCUGGAAGGCCUCCGGGGACUCUCAGAGAGGCUGGGGACAGCUGGCCCAUCCUCCUGUGUCCCUGCCCCUCAUGGAAGGAGGAGGGAGGAGGAAGGGGUGGCUCUGAAGUUGGGGGCUCUGGCCCACUCUGGCAGGCCGAGCCUCCAUGAGGACAAAGGGCCCCCUGGUGGGGUCGGUGUGGUCUCAGGACUAGACGGGAUGACACCUGGCUUUUGUUGGGAACACCACCCGCCUGUCAGACAGGGUCUGAGAUGCUGUCACCCCCACCCCUGCUGUCUGCAACACUCCAAAGCCCUGGUUCCCGCCCUCUCCCCAGCUGUGUUGGGCUGGGCCUAGGGUGCCUGCCUGCCCCUUGCUGGGGGGACAUCUGAGCCCUCUGGGCCUGGCGCCAGGGCCUGAGUCGCUGACAGGGGCGGAGAAGUCUAGGGGGCCUGUCCUGCUGUCAGCGCCCAUGAUGGAUGAGGGGCCAGAGCUAGACUCCUGCCACAGGGGGAGGUGGGGGUGACCCCCCAGGGUCUGCAGGCAGAGCCUCUGCCUCUCACAGCUGGGGGGCCUGGGCGAGGGUCCCCACCCAGCCAGGGGUGUUUAAAGGCCCAAAGGGCGUGGGCCCUCCCACUCUCCCUAGAGUCAUGGGCGCCUGGGCCUUCCCCACAGCCCUUUUCCUUCUCUGCCUGACUUCCGAUAGCCUGCAAGGGCUGCCCCUUCUGCCUCCUGGCCUGGGGAAAGUCUAUGGCCCCCACAGUGGCCUGGGAGCAGGCUAUGAUGGGGGCGUGAAGCCACAGAAGCCAGGAUUCGUGGUCAGGCAUGGGCUGGGAACCCAGCCAGGGUUCAGGACCUUCGCAGGUGCUGCAGCCCAGCCAGGAUAUGGAAACGGGCUGGGAGCAGCGGCCUUCCCAGUGGCCGGAGCCCAGUCAGGGGAGGAAACGUCGGGAUUGGGGAGCAGAAGUGGUUUGGGCGCUGGCACUCUUCCAGGGGCAGGAACCCCACCAGGAUACAACAAUGGAAACGGACCGGGAACCCAGCCAGGUCCUGCCGCUCAAAAUGGCUUUGGACCAGGCUUUGGAGGGGGUGGAAAACCCCAGAAGCCAGGCCCCACCACUCAAAAUGGCUAUAGACCAGGCUAUGUGGGGGCCGUCAAACCCCAGAAGCCAGGAUUCCAGUACAGAAUUGGGCUGGGAGCCCAGCCAGGCUUUAGAGGGGACAUGAAGGCACAGGAGCCAGUCUUGACAGCCCAGAACGGAUUUGGAUUUGGAGCAGGCCUUGGAGGGAAUGUGAAGCCUCUGAAGCCAGAAUAUGGCCAUGGAAAUGGACCGGGAGUCCAGCCAGGCCUAGGAGCGGGGAUGAAGCCUCAGAUGCCAGGCUAUUUGGGGGUUAUGAAGGCCCAGAAGCCAGGUGCUGGAGAGGGCAUGAAACCUCAGAAGCCAGGCCUGCGAGGGACCUUGAAGCCUCAGAAGUCAGGACACGGCCAUGAAAAUGGGCCCUGGCCAGGUCCCUGCAAUGCAAGGGUCGCUCCGAUGCUCCUCCCCAGGCUUCCCACUCCAGGGGUCCCUUCGGACAAAGAGGGUGGCUGGGGCCUGAAAUCCCAGCCCCCUUCCGCAGUGCAGAAUGGCAAGUUACCAGGGCACCAGCCUCCAAAUGGCUAUGGACCGGGAGCAGAACCAGGUUUUAAUGGUGGCCUCGAGCCACAGAAAAUUGGGCAGGCCGGGGUGCUGUGGAACUCUCGCUGGCCCACCCUCCAGGCCUGGGGAGCCGGCUUCAAGCCUGGAUAUCAGGCUGGAGAUGAAUAUGCUGAGGCCAGGAGCCAGCCAGGUAACGGGAUGCCUGGAUGAGUGUGUUGGGGCCAUUAGAGGUGGCUUCAGGGAACUGGGCCCUGGGCCCAGGUCUACCCACAGCCCCACAGAGAUGGAAGGUACAGCCCUCUUGGCGGAGGGGAUGGAGUGAGUGAGAAGAGGCCAGGAGGGCAUAGGCAGGAAGGAGCAGGAAGGAAUGGAGCUGGAGGAGAGGCCAGAAGAGCCCGGGACCCUGAGAGCCAGCCCAGACACUGGACCAAGAUGGGGAGGUGAUGGAGUUGGGAACGAGGGCCAUCAUGGACUCAGUUCUCCACACUCUGUCCCUCUCCCCCGGGUCCUCUGAGAAACUGAGGCAGAGCUGAGCCCUGGGCCCUCCGGGGAGG